Vollenhovia emeryi is the source of this 477-nucleotide messenger RNA. RefSeq lists its product as uncharacterized. The record is from RefSeq and is a predicted model, not a curated record. Bases 1 to 477 code for a protein of 158 amino acids. NCBI's taxonomy places the organism in Eukaryota, Metazoa, Arthropoda, Insecta, Hymenoptera, Formicidae. The transcript has a single exon.
AUGCACCAAUGGCGCGCUAUGCUCGAGAGUAAUGAACCACCGGGUCUUAUCUCAAAGGCUGCCAUCGUCCCGGAGUGGCCCCGCUGGUUCAAUAGACGAUGGGGAAAGGUACACUUUCACAUGACGCAGCUUUUGUCCGGUCAUGGCUGCUUCAGUCAUUUCCUAUGGAAAAUUGGUAAAUCGGCCGAUCCGACCUGUCAUCAUUGCGGUGCCGCGGAGGAUACGUCGGAGCACACUCUUGUGCACUGCCCAGCCUGGACGGGGGAGCGCGAGGAACUCCUAAGUGAUCUUGGGGUUGACGAUGACUUUACGCUGCAAAUAGUCGUGGCGGCUGCUCUGGAGACGAAAGAGAAAUGGAAAGCAUUUUCCAAAUUCUCUUCCAGAGUUAUGCUUGCAAAAGAAGACGCAGAGAGGGCUCGGGAGAUGAACGAUCGGGAUCCGGCGGCCCUCAACGAUGUAGUUGACACUGCAGACUAG